AUGGACCUUCUCACACCAUCUAUAAUAAUAACAAACUGUAUGGACCCUCUCACACACCUUACACCAUCUGUAAUAAUAACACACUGCAUGGACCACCUUACACCAUCUGUAAUAAUAACACACUGUAUGGACCUUCUCUCACCAUCUGUAAUAAUAACACUGUAUGGACCUUCUCACACCAUCUGUGAUGAUAACACACUGUAUGGACCUUCUCUCACCAUCUGUAAUAAUAGUAACACACUGUAUGGACCUUCUCACACCAUCUGUAAUAACACACUGUAUGAACCUUCUCAUACCAUCUGUAAUAAUAACAAACUGUAUGGACCUUCUCACACCAUCUGUAAUAAUAACAACACACUGUAUGGACCUUCUCACACCAUCUGUAAUAAUAACACACUGUAUGAAUCUUCUCACACCAUCUGUAAUAAUAACACACUGUAUGGACCUUCUCACACCAUCUGUAAUAAUAACAACAACACACUGUAUGGAUCUUUUCACACCAUCUGUAAUAAUAACACACUGUAUGGACCUUCUCUCACUAUCUGUAAUAAUAACACUGUAUGGACCUUCUCUCACCAUCUGUAA
Molecule: messenger RNA, 585 nt
Organism: Pelobates cultripes (western spadefoot toad)
Lineage: Eukaryota; Metazoa; Chordata; Amphibia; Anura; Pelobatidae
Source: the annotation of a GenBank genome assembly